Trichomycterus rosablanca is the source of this 1896-nucleotide messenger RNA. RefSeq names its product tectonic-3-like. Gene Ontology annotation, biological process: cilium assembly; smoothened signaling pathway. NCBI's taxonomy places the organism in Eukaryota, Metazoa, Chordata, Actinopteri, Siluriformes, Trichomycteridae. The coding region runs from base 139 to 1866 and encodes 575 amino acids. The record is from RefSeq and is a predicted model, not a curated record. The transcript is spliced from 14 exons.
CUAGCUGAGUAGUUCUGUUUGAGUGUUUACAAACUGUAUUCCAACGUGUUGGGGCUAUGCUAGCUAGCGUGUUUGCUUGCUCGUUAGCUUUGUUGUUUACAUGAAUAAAACAGCAUUAAAGUAUCAGUGCUGAUAAACAUGGUGAUUUCAGGAGCCAGACUUCAGCUCUUUAUGGUUCUAACUGUUAUUUUACCCCUUAAUUUACGUUCCCAGAGCGUUUUACCUCCUACUGAUGUUAGCAAUUCUGCUCCCACUCAUAAAUAUAAUGUAACAGUAGCUGAAGAGUCUCUCAAUGAUUCAGUGGAUUUGAAUGGAACUGAUUUGGAGGACUUGUCCACUCGAGGGAUUCGAUCUAAUACCUCUACUGAAGCUCCAGCACCGCUGAUUACUGCUCUGCCUACAGUCUACAGUCGAGUACAGACAACAGAGGAUUGCCAGUGUGACAUCACGUCAGAUUUCUGUGAUAUCGGCUGCUGCUGUGACUUUGUGGACUGCGGCACGGCCGACCUGAGCUCCGUGUUCAACGGCUGUAAACAGGAAACACAGGAUGGAGUUUGCAUCGAGAACUGGCUGAUGUUUCGAGCUAACGUGGAUCCAGAGUUGGUGACGGUCACAGAUUCACUCUUCUGUGUUCGGAAAGGAAACGGUUCAGAUAUUACAGCACAGACUCCUUUUGUCGCCCCUGAAGGUCCGACGUCCAUCUCCUCUCCUCACUUCUCACUGCAGGAACCUUCGUCCAGCCUCGCUCAGAACUCAGACUUUUACAAGGUUGACGACGUCAUUCUGACCUAUUACACCAACACGUCUGUAGUGAGCGCGCUCAGACAGCCGUCUGCAGGAUCAGCUUCUUCUUCCUGUCUCGAUCGCAAUCCAGCAAAGUUCCUGCGUUCUGGAUCGUUCUGGUGUUCCCGUGUUGUUAGUGCUCAGUCAUGUAGAGCAGAGGGAGACGGAGGUCUGAGUGUUUUCUCUUAUUUCACUGGUUUCAGCCUCCUUAAGGUUCCACGUUUAUCAGAAGUAAACAGUCCAAACCUGAUGAUCCCAGUUGUUCCAGUGGUGAUCCUGCCUGGACCUGGGGAGCACAAUGGAUCCUGUUUGAACGUGGUCUCCAAGGUGGAGUAUGUGAUCACGUACACCAGCGCAGGAGAAAUUACAGAAGCCGCCAUAAGAGCAGAACUGACCAAUGCUAGAUUUGGGACACAGCUACUGCAACAACAUGCCAUACAAUUUCAGCUGGCUGCACCUUCACCGUCUCUUCCUAAAUCACCAUCGGGGGGCUUGUUGUUUGGAACGCCACUGAUUGGCUGGUUUGGUGGAGAAUCCGGACCUUUGACGAUCCAGGGUCUUUCCUCAGGAGGCGAGUGUGCUGCAGAGCUUCCCCGAACUCCCAUUCUGUUCAACCACAACACCAUGACCGGCUGCACCUUCAGAUCUACGAUACAGGACUGCGCAUCGCUAAGGGACCAGAUCUACAGAGUCCUACGUGGGGCCACAAGCCCUGCUACAGUCGCCAUGACAGCAGGAUCAGAACCACCAAGGAGCAGGGUCGUCGUACAGGGGUGUCCCGAGCCGAGUCCGGAUGAAGGGUGUGAGACGAGGUGUCUGCUACCAGUCUCUCUGUCUGUGAGGAUCCUUUGGGCUCAGAGAGGAACGUUGGCGCUCCCUCAGAAUCACGUCCUCGGGGUCAAGUACAUCUUCACCUGUCAGAUCCUGAAGUGUCCCAUCAUUUCUGCUCUCCCUCUCACCACUGAGGUGAUUUUCUCCGAUACCAGCAUUUACCCAGAACCCCCCAGGGCUGAGCCUCGUCCUGAAUGGAAGUUCCCGUUUGGGUUUUUCUCCGGAGGUGCAGAUGAACUGGAUGUGGAGUAAAGCAGGAUUAAAUGAACUCUUGUUCUUCUA